UGUAAUAUCUAGCAUUACUAGACGAGUAAUAUUCAAACUUUCCUGCCAAAAAAAUCACGGGGCUAAACUCAGGCCGCUAAAGAUAAAUUCUGAGAAGAAAGUAACCAAUGCUAUCUGAGCAUCUACUAAGCUGGCCAGUUCGCUUACUCGAGUAACAAAGCUUAACACAAAAGCAAACGCUGUAAUAUAGUAGUUAACAAUUGCUGCUUUCCGUGACUUAUCGUACUGGUAAACGAACAAGUGAAAACAAACUCAUAUAUGACGUAAACAGCUGUGUAUAGAAAUAUCACAAAAUGAAAAAUGUUAUGAUGCAAUAAAACACCAAAGGAAACGAACACAUAUUUUUAAGAGAGCAAUGCUAUACUACUCCACAUUUUACGUACACACCCAGCAGUAAUGGAUGCCACAGGAAUAUCACUCUCCACUCCAAAAUGGAAAGAGAAGCAGUAGAAUAGGCCCUAUGGUUUCUUUUUUACAAUGGGGGAACAAAGUUCCUGAUGCACGCACACUAUCGGACUGUUUAACUUAGUACACCAGAUGUGGAAUGACUUCCUUUCUGGCAGAACAUAGUUAGAAAAACCUAGUAGUCAUUCUGGAAAUUUAUCCUUUCAGCUGUGAAGUAAUGUCGCGAUUCAUUACUGUAUAUACAUUACUGAGGACUUUUAACUUAUAAUUAUGGAUAAGAUUCUGGAGGGACUUAUCACGUCUUCUUAUCCUUUGAAUGUGAAAAGAGCAGUUGUGAAGAGAGUAGUAGAAUCUGCUGAAAACUCUGUCAGUGAUGAGGAUUGCAAGGCAAUAUUCAAUCUCACCGCCCGGUUUAUUUUAACAGGGAGUGACAAUUUCCAAAAGCAGGUUGGCUAUCAGGUGUUGGAAGCGUAUGCUAGAUAUCAUCGCCCUGAAUUCGAGAACUUUUUCAAUAAAGACUUUGUUUUGAGCUUGUUACAACAGGGCUAUGGUUCAGUUGACAGGAAAGAUGUCGCCAUCAUCGACUACAUCCACAAUGGAUUGAAGUUAAUAAUGAGCUGCCCUUCUGUUUUGGGAAUAUUUGAAGUCUUGCAACUUGAAAUUUUGAGGGUUGUGUGCGAGAGACCUGGUCCGCACCUUACUGCCAGGUUGAGUGAGUUGAUGUCUGACUUUGUGCAAUGUGUUCCUAAAGGGAAAUCUGGGGUCGCUUUCUGCCAACAGCUGGUGAGGACUAUUAGUCACUUCCAGUGUAACUCUACACAAGAGAAAGAACUUCGAGAAUAUGUAGCCCAGGUUAACAAAGUUAGCAGUUUGCUUCAGGAUGUUUGGAACAUUGAAAGUUCUAAAUUGUUGCCUUCCCUGCAGGAAGUGUUCGCUAUCAUUUCUUCUACAGAUCCUUCAUUUGAACCUUCUAUCGCCCUGGCAAGCCUGGUACAGCAUAUUCCCUUGCAGAUGAUUUCGGUUGUCAUCAGGAGCCUCACCACAGAUCAGAAUGUGAAAGAUGUCAGCAUGACAAGAGCACUCUGCAGAAUGAUUGACUGGUUGUCCUGGCCCUUGGCUCAGCGUGUGGACACAUGGGUGAAUGCACUCUUGAAAGGACUAGCAGCAGUUCAGAAGUUCACCAUCUUGAUAGAUGUCACUCUCUUGAAAAUCAAUUUGGUUUUUAAUCGCUUGUGGUUUCCUCUGGUCCGAAAUGGUGCUCUGGCUGUUCUUUCCCACAUGCUUCUUAGUUUUCAGCAUUCUCCAGAAGCAUUCCAUUUGAUUGUGCCCCAUAUUGUUAGCCUGAUCCAGUUUCUGAGGAGUGAAGAUUCACCAGCUAGCCAUGUCUUCCUGUUGCAGUUUAGUGAGCUUGUGCAUUGUAUGAUGUACCAGUUUUCUGGAUUCCCUGAACUCUACGAAUCCAUUUUGGAGGCUAUUAAGGACAUACCAAAACCCUCUGAACGGAACAUUAAAAUAAUUCUGAAUCAAAGUGCCUGGACAUCCCAAGCUAACUCAUUGGCAUCUUGUCUCUCAAGACUUUCUGGGAAGUCAGAAACGGGAAAAACUGGUCUAAUCAAUUUAGGAAACACCUGUUACAUGAACAGCAUUUUACAGGCACUGUAUAUGGCUACAGAUUUUAGAAGAGCUGUUUUAUCUCUGAAUUUGAAUGGUUCACUUGUGUUAAUGAAAAAACUUCAACAUUUGUUUGCAUUUCUGGCUCACACUCAGAGAGCAGCGUAUGCACCACAUAUAUUCUUUGAAGCAUCUAGGCCACCGUGGUUCACUCCUAGGUCUCAGCAAGACUGUUCUGAAUACCUCAGAUAUCUGUUAGACAGAUUGCAUGAAGAAGAGAAGUCCUUCAAAGCUCUCACUUCCAAGAUGGAUUCUGAUAAUAUUACUACUGAUGAGCCAUGUGCACCAUUAUCAGAAACACUUAUUGGUCAGAUGGAACUCAGUUCAGAAGCACCUUGUAAGAGAAGCGUCAAUGGAAAAACACUAAUUGAAAAAAUGUUUGGUGGGAAACUGCAGACUAGGAUCUGUUGCUUAAAUUGUGCAAGCAAUUCAUAUAAGGAGGAAGUUUUUACAGACCUUUCACUAGCUUUCUGUCCUUGUUCCAGUAAUGUCUUUGUCAAGCCAACUUCAUCUUCUAUUAAGGACGAAAACAAAUGUACUGUCCACAUAAGCACUAAAGAAAAAAGAGUUUGCACUAAAACACAUGCACAUCUUACACAUAGCAAUCAAGUACAAGAGGCAGAUUGCAAAACAGAAGCUGUGGAAGGAAUCCUUCAAGAGUUGCCUUCUGAAUCCAGUUGUUUGCAUACCUCAGAAAUAAGUAAUCAUCAUUUGGUUCCUGGCAGUAACUCUGUGAUGGAGACAUCUGAAGAUAGAAGGGCAUUGUCUGUUACUGACCUAAUAGACUACUUUUUAGCACCGGAGAUUCUUGAUGGAGAUAAUAGAUACUACUGUGAAAACUGCGCAUCACUGCAAAUUGCAGAAAAGACUAUGGAGAUCAUUGAAGAGCCAGAAUACCUAAUACUCACUCUUUUGAGGUUUUCAUAUGAUCCCAACUCCCAUGUGAGGCAUAAAAUUCUUGACAAUGUGUCCAUUCCUCAAGUUCUGCAACUUCCAAUCCAUAAGUUAUCAGCUACCUUGCUAGAUGUCAUGCCUGAUGGCCAUUCCUCAGACCAUGACACUUCAGGAAGUGAUGGGAAUCAUGCAAAGAAACUGAAACACUCCGAAGAAGGGAAUUGCAUUUUUCAAGUACCAUAUAUUCUCUGCUCAGUUGUUGUACAUUCUGGUAUGUCUUCAGAAAGUGGACACUAUUAUUCAUAUGCUAGAAAUGUCGCCAAUUCUAGCUCCUUAAACCACCUGUGUCCUUCUGAUGAAGCUCACACUUCAUCUCAUUCCCAAGACAUGCAAUUGAGUCGGGGCACAGCAAAUUCGGUGGUCAUGCAGGACCUAAGUGAAAUGACAAAGGAGUGGUUUCUUUUCAAUGAUAGCAGAGUGACUUUCACUUCAUUUCAGUCUGUACAGAAUAUCACAAAUAGGUUUCCCAAAGAUACAGCAUAUGUAUUGUUUUAUAAAAAACAAGAUAACUACAGCAGCUUCAGUGCAAGGUCAGCAAACACACUAUGGGUAAAUGGAGACCCCCCUCUGCAGAAAGAACUAAUGGAUGCAAUCACAAGUGACAACAAACUGUAUUUACAGGAACAGGAACUUAAUGCUCGUACACGAGCUUUACAAGCAGCAUCAACCUCAUGCUCAUUUCGACCAAAUGGAUUUGAUGAUAGUGACCCUCCUGGGAGUUGUGGACCAGCCGGCGGUGGAGGAGGUGGUGGAUUCAGUACCAUCAGUAGACUUGUUUUUUGACUUAUGGACAACAUUGCUGAGUUUGCACUGCAUAGUUUAAAAUAGCAUUAUGCUGCUUUUUUAACAGUCUUUUUUGUUUGAAGUCACAUGAUAUUUUAACAGUUAAGAAGAUACACUUAACAUGAUUUAGCUGUUUUAAUUUAUUACUACAAAGACUAUUAUACCAAGUACAUUGUGGAAAAUGUCUACCUCUUCAAAACACACUUCCAUAUGUAUGACUGGGAAAGACUUUCCUGAAAUGCCAUAGUAGUCAUAUGCGGGUAAUAAGUUGCACUGCAGUGGAAUAAUAAUAUUAAAUAUUUCAGUAGCCCUAAGAAGUAUCGCAUUUAAGCUUUUUCAUUUUGACUGUGUUUGUGACUUUUUUUGCGAGAAGAGGAAAAAGAAGAGGGAUGUUUUCAAGUAAUAAAAUUUCUCAUCUAAUAAUAGAAAAUAAAAUAAUAACAUAAAACUCUGUAUAGUAACAUUUAGCUAAAUAAAAUAUAAGUUCUGACUUUUGAGGCCUUCUGUAAUGGGUAGCUAUUGAGGUUUCCGAUUUCCUGUUUUGAAAUCCCCAGCUUGACUUGUUUCUGUUUUUUUUAUCAUGUCCGUAGUUGGGGAAGUGCAUAAUUUCUACCAGUGUAUGUUGUUGAUGUCAUAUGUUAUGUUGGAAGUGUGCUGUCGUACCCUGUAUGACUGUGCUGAUUUCGUCUGCUCACAAAGAUUAGAGAUUAGAUACCUUGUAUGACUGUGCUGUUUUCGUCUGCUCACACAGAUUAGAGAUUAGAUUAGAUUAAAGAUUGAUCCUUAAGUUCAGCAUAAAAAGUGCCUGUUUUUGUUGUCAAAGUGCUAAAACCUUUGAGCAUUUCUGUGGUCUCCAGAUAACAAGAUGGUACCCACACAGUCACUGUCUUUGCCUUUUAAUGAGAGCAUGACAGGAAUCAUACUUUUUAAGUGCCAGCACUUCUGCCUUGCCACCAUAUAAAAAAAGAAGAAUUUGAAGGCCUACCUUAAGUCUCUUAAUAUGGUGGUUGAGGAGGAUGCUUAGCUCAGGGAUGGGCAGGAGGGUUCCAUUCACAUUCCCAGACUGCUGGAGCACUGGGCAAAAGUAAGGGAGUAAAAAGCCAGACAUCAGUCACAAAUUGCUCCUAAUAAAUUUGUCCAUGAGACAGUUUGUGUACAACUUGCAAGUUAUGAAAUUCCUUUCAGCUUGUAAUAAUCAAGCUUAUACCUUUCAAAGGUCUGAAGGGAGAGGUGAACCUCCAUAGCUCCCUUAGAAGUUUCAAAGUGUCCAUACCAGCUGUCCCACAUUCGUGUCCAGGGCUGGCUUAGCGGUUAUCUUUAGGUACUCAGGACUAAAGUGUUAUUAUUUUUUAUAACCACCCCAACCUCUCCCUCCUGAGUCAAACAAGAAUCAAUGGCCAGGGUAGAGAAGACUCAAGCAGGUCUUCCUGGUUUACUUGAGGGGUUUGCUUGGAUGCCAGAUGCAUCUCUUUUGGUUGAUGUAUUACUGUGAGAGUUGUCACUGUGAAUAUAGGAGCUUACCCAUAAGAUGCACAGCCUAUCUCUAGUAAUAGGGCUUGUGUAGGUUUCUGAAGACCAAGCUCACCUGUCACUCAUUUGUUGUGUUUAUGCAAGGUGAGUGUGGACAACUCUUCUGCAGCAGAUAGUAAGAGAAAGUUUCCUCCUUCAUCGUUACCCUGUAAAGGAGUUGGAUGGAUCAUGAUGGCCUUAUCGCAGAAACAAGCAAGGAUUGUGAGACUUCUCCUUCUUGUAGGUGCCUAGUAAAUGAUCUUUGUUUUAGUGAGUUACUUGGGUUGAAGAAGUGCACCUUGGACUGGCCUUUUUCUUCACUGCUAUUUUUUUUCACCAACUCCAAAAAAUAUCUUAAUAUCUGCACACUCUGGGCCAUCACACCCAUGGACUUUUUACUUCAGAAUACUAUUUAUACAGCCCAGAAGCAUCUGAAAUUUGCUCUGUCUACUCAGCAGAAGGCUGAUAUACUCUACAAGCCCCAGCAAAGUGGAGUGACUUCCUAAUUAGGCAUCCUGGAGCAGACAUCCAUGCAUUCUCGCCAUUCCUCAACCAUUUGUCCAAGUUCAUGCCUUUCUUAAUUGGUUAGGCAGUGGAAGAGCUAGUACAUCUUCAAGAGUCUGGCAAGAGGGAGGUUUUAGAAAAUACCCUUAAUACUGAUUUUUAUAUAGCUUUCAUGUGGGGUGCUGUAAUUUUAUCUGUGGUGAUGCUAUGGCUACGGCAGCAGGCUGUCAUAAGUGCCCUGUACCAAAUAGUGAGGCUUGGGCUAUCCUAUUUAGUCAGGACAUUUUGGUACCCUCUUCAGGAUUACAGUUGUCUUUAUUUAGGUCUUAUAGACUCUGGCUAAUUACCUUUAAAAGAUGAAAGAGGUAUUAAUUACAAGGCAAGGUCUCUCUUGACACUAUACACCUCAUUUUAUUUUUUCAUGAUCGUCCAGUUCUCCAUAGAGGAAAAAGUGCCCCCCCCCCCUUUAGAAUGAGGCAGAUGCCUUAAGCAUCAGACAGUGUUACCUCAUCAUCUGUGUUGAACAAGUCCUUGAGGAAGAUCCCUGUGCCAACCCAGCAGCUGAAGUUCUGACUGCCAUUACGAUUGUAUAUGGGCCAGUUUUCCAAGUUUGCUCUAGUUUGGACAGAUAUUAGAGGACUUUUGGAUAUUAGAUGUGAUCAAAACUGUUGUGUACUAAUUUGCAAAAGAGACGUAAACUAUAUUCUUAAAAAGAAAGGCUGUGGUUUGUCCUGCCAUCUUAUUCUUCUUCAUCAUCUUCUUCCAAAGAGGAUGUGAUGAUAUUUUUCUCAUUUGUAGUGAUUUCAAGUGAGAAAAAUUAGUGCAUCUGAUUUUGGAUGGUUUCUGUCCAGGAAGUUAUGCCUGCCCAACUGCUGUGUCUGCACCCAUUUCUCCCCAUUAGUUCAUAUGGAGGUGGGAACCAGACAUCCACAGCCAUUUGUUCCUACCCAAGAAACCUAAUCAACUCAUUUAUUCCCACUUUGUUGAGAGUUGGCUGGUAAGGAGUGGGACAGCUCUGAGAUCCUGAGGAGCGGCUUACCCAUCUAUCCAAGAAGUGACUUCAUAACUAGUAAUAGCUGCCGGUUUGGGGGGGGGGGGCAAGUGCACUUCCAUCUGGUCAGGGAGAAGAGGCAUGCAUAAUUCCAUACAAGCUUCCCCCUUUCCCCAGUUCAACAGAGCAGGCCUCUUCAUUGAUGGAGCAAGCCAACCUGGCCAUUACAGGUAAGUGAUGCACCCUGCCACCACUAGGUGUUGAAACUGCCACAGGCCUUGCAGCCUCCACCCCACACCAAGAAUGCGCCUACUAGCAUUGCCUGCUGAAGCUCAACUCAUCCUACACUGCCUGGCCUCUCAGAUACCUAUACCACUGAUGGAACACUGAUCACGUAGGCUGUCGACAAGGUUUCAUCCCAUUAAGUCAGAUUGUUGUAUUUCUUUUGGUGCAUCAGUUUCUGGAUUCCACACAGGGAGGUUCCUUUGGCCCACUGUGAAUGGUUACCGCAUUCUGUAAAAGUGUUGCCAUUUGACCUGUCCUCUUCAUCCAUUGUGUGUAUUAAAAAGUUACUUUUCGUGAAGGGAGGCCUUGCAGUUGAAGAAACUGGCUCUGGAGAUCACCAUAAACUAGGAUGAUUUCUUCAUGGCCUCUUUUCAUAGAAUUGCCUUCAUUAGGGCAGAAUUUGACACAUCUUUCAGUGCUGGUUGUUGCUGUAUUUAAGCAGGUUCCAGUAAGCUGUUGCCUUUACAGCCUAGGUAAAUAUGAACCUUCCUGUAUCUUUUUCUCGUCUUGCACCUCUGUGAGUGUGGCUGCUGCAGUGGACAGUGAGAUGUCAGUGGCCACAAAGCUACCAAAUGACACUCUUUUAGUAUCGAACUCCUGCCAGCAUUCACUGGAAUAGUGGACUUUUUCCACCAACUCUGUGCACCUUUUGGUCAUAAUACUUAACCUGUCAUAUGUCUUGAAAAUGAAUGCAUUGUUAGCUUAUUGGGAAGCUCGCCUCCAGUCCUCCCAGAUCAUGGGAGAAAUGAGUCACAGGAGAUGGGAAUCUUCAUACACUAAUCAGAGUUAUUCUUUGUUCUAAAAGCUCUGUAAAAGGAGUCAGUACCAUUGCCCUUACUACUUUGGAGUCAUUCAUCCAGGUUAUGGUGUGCUGCUUGAACUAGCCUGAUGACAUAAGCUCAUAACCCUAUCUGCAGAGAGUUGAUGCCAUUCUAGUAGUUGUUUUUACUCUAAGGAACUGCCUUAGUAACGUGACACUCAAGAGGAAGUGAAUGUGCUAGUGGACUUCCUAAGCAGCAACUGCUGUGUUCCCUUGGAGUCAAGGAUACCAACAUUUGAUCUUGUCAGGAUCUUCUGGGAGACCAUGGGAGUAGUCAGGCAUGUUUUCUUUCCUGUGGCAGAAAAUAUUCUUGUAGGUCUUCCCACCAGUUCUUUAUGUUGCACACCUUCUCAGAAAAUUCAGAGAAAAAAGGCAUCCUCCAUUCUCUGAGGUGACCAUAAGAUUUGUGGUUUCACUUUCUGAGGUCACUGAAAACACAGACAACUGUCUUAACAAAAGCUGGGGUAAUUCACCUCAGUUGAAUAAAAUCCAACUCUGCUUCAGGGCCUGCCUUAUUGCUUAACUCAGUCUCUCCCACAAGAUCUCUGGCUGGAGUCUGUGAGGUGAGUGAAGCUGCUAUUAAUUCUUCUGCACAUUGAACAUUGAUGGUAAGUCAGAGUGGUUCUCCAUCUUACCAGAGAUGUGUUCUGUACCACUUUAGUCUGUUAGUUUCUGGUGAACCUAACCUAUGUCAGAAACCUGUUUGAGUUGGAUUUUAGUUAUUCCGUGUUAAUGGUAUGUGUUUCUGCCAUUUGUGUACAUUGCAAACUUGUGAAGGGCAGAACUGUGGCUGAUCACGGACUGAUUAAGUAGUUCUUUAGUAGAAUUCUGCAUCUUUAUACAUCUUUGGAAAAAAAUCUCUUUGGAGGGCAGAGGGCCACGGCGUAGAACGUCAUGAUUUAGAGACUGUUGCUAUUCUGUUAUCCAGACUGGAUGAUUUGGUAGUUUUUGGUUCUUCUGUUUUGGAAGAUGCUUUUAUUGGUGGCCAUCAUUUCUCUAAGUUGUGGGCCCUUAUUUAUAGGGAGUCCUCUCUGACCAUCCAUAAAGAUCAGGUCCCAUUUCCUCCCAGAAAGUGAUACUGGUAUAGUCUUUAAAGCAAUUCAUUUAUCUUAGUAGUUUCCUUUUAGAGGCAGAACUCAUGAGCUAGAACAAGCAGAGCCAUUAUACCUUAGACAUGCCCUGUCUUCUUUGUAUCAGGUGAAAAGAACCUGGCAAUUGCCAAGCAAAUGCUUUCCAAGCAAGUUAUUGACUGCAAUAUGUUUUUACCAUCAGACAGCAUAGGUUCAUAGGUAGGUACUAGGCUAUCUGCCCGAAGGCAUUUAUAAGCCUAGCCGGAAUAUAUUGGCUUU
This is a messenger RNA of Protopterus annectens (West African lungfish), 9271 nucleotides long. RefSeq names its product ubiquitin specific peptidase 38 (gene USP38). The record is from RefSeq and is a predicted model, not a curated record. Gene Ontology annotation, cellular component: cytosol; nucleus. Gene Ontology annotation, molecular function: cysteine-type endopeptidase activity; cysteine-type deubiquitinase activity. The transcript has 10 exons. NCBI's taxonomy places the organism in Eukaryota, Metazoa, Chordata, Ceratodontiformes, Protopteridae. Gene Ontology annotation, biological process: protein deubiquitination; ubiquitin-dependent protein catabolic process. The coding region runs from base 676 to 3813 and encodes 1045 amino acids.